CAGAGUCCUCCAGAAAGGCCAAAUUCUGAACCUCUCCUUCAAGCUUGUUCAACCUCAAGCUCCAGAAUUCUCAGAUAAGCUUUGCACCGAGUGAAAGCAAGCAACUUUUUUCCAGAGUUUCCAUGGAAAAGCUUAGGUUCCACCAACUCCAUACGCCUCUGUUUGCUCUUCUUUUUUUUCUCCUCCAGUUCUCAUCCCUCCAGUUUCUGUCCAUGGCAGAUUACUCUCUCCCAGAUAAGUAUUUCGUCAAUUGCGGCUCUGCUACCAACGUCUACACCGGCCAACGGAAUUUCUUCGGGGAUUUGAAUUCCAGUGACUCGACUUCCAAUUCCAUUUCCUUUACGGACCAGAACAGAGUCGCGAUUGACAGCAACCAGUAUUCAACUGCAUCACCUCUGUACCAGACAGCAAGAGUUCUUUUGCACAACUCUUCGUAUGAGUUCGAUAUCGACACUAUUGGAAGCACCAAUGAUUACAAGGGUGUGCUGUCUAAGGCUUUACACACCAUUUACAGGAUAAAUGUUGGAGGCCCUAAAGUCACACCGGAAAACGACACGCUAUUGAGAAACUGGGUUCCGGACAGAGACUACAUCUAUAAUCCAGACAAGGCAAAGAAAGUAUUCGAUUCCAGUAGCCCUAAUUACCACCCGGAUUUUGCCACUCAGUAUACUGCCCCUGAUCUUGUCUACCAGACUGCACAAACGAUGGAUAUCAAUUCUAGCAAGCAAGCUGAUUUUUUCAACAUAACCUGGGGUUUUAAUGUGCGUAGGAAUGCUAGACACCUCGUUCGUGUUCACUUCUGUGACAUUGUUGGGAAAUCAGCUGCUAAUCUGAGAUUCAAUCUUUAUAUUUAUAGUAGGUUCAGUCAGAUGAUCAAUUCCUACGAUUCUGUUGGCCUGUUAAAUAUUCCAUUCUAUGACAAAUUUGUGGUUGAUUCUGAUGAUUCGGGAACUAUGAAUAUCAGUAUAGGCCCAAGGGAUGAUUCUGCUGAAACAAAUGCCUAUCUGAAUGGGCUAGAAAUAAUGGAGAUACUGGAGACGUCGGGUUCAGUUCCUACAGUGCGUGAACGCAAGAACAAACAUGUUUUUCUUGUAGUUGGUUCGGUUCUUGGAGGGUUGGUUCUAAUCUGCAUUUUGGCAGUUGGCUUCUUUUUGGUUUUCAAAUGCAGGAAGCAAAAGCCAGUGGAAAACUCGGACUGGUCACCAAUACCUGUAUUUGGAGUUGGGAGUACGCACAGCAAGGCGACUGAGGGAAGCACAAAUGGCUCCCCUCUGCCUAAUUUUAAUCUCGCAUUGAAGGUACCUCUUGCUGAAAUCCUAUCUGCGACAAACAACUUCGACACCAGGUUGCAGAUUGGUAAGGGUGGCUUUGGGAACGUCUAUAGGGGAACUCUUAGAAAUGGCCAAAAAAUUGCUGUGAAACGGAGUGAACCAGGUUCAAACCAAGGCUUCCCAGAAUUCGAAACGGAAAUCAUGGUUCUUUCCAAAAUUCGCCACCGCCAUCUUGUUUCCUUGAUUGGGUAUUGUGAUGAGAGAUCUGAGAUGAUACUUGUCUAUGAGUUCAUGGAAAAGGGGACUUUAAAGGAUCAUAUAUAUGCUUCAGAUUUGCCUCGUUUGUCUUGGAAGCAAAGGCUUGAGAUAUGCAUUGGUGCAGCAAGGGGUCUUCAAUACCUCCACAAAGGUUCAGCCGGGGGAAUAAUACACCGUGAUGUCAAGUCCACUAAUAUCUUGCUUGAUGAACAUUAUGUUGCUAAAGUUGCAGACUUUGGCCUUUCGAAAACAGUUCCUCUAGAUGACACCCAUGUCAGCACAAUUGUCAAAGGUACGUUUGGUUAUCUCGAUCCUGAGUAUAUUGGGUCCCAACAGUUGACGGAAAAAUCUGAUGUGUAUGCAUUUGGAGUGGUUCUUCUCGAGGUGCUAUGUGCACGGCCAGCAAUUAAUGCCAUGCUUUCCGGGAAGCAAGUAAAUUUGGCUGAAUGGGCAAUGCUCUGCAAGAAGGAAGGGUCGCUUGAAGAGAUUGUUGAUCCUUCACUCAAGGGUCAGAUUGAUCCAAACUCCCAAAGAAUAUUUAUUGAGACGGCAGAGAAAUGUUUACAAGAAUUCGGUGCUGAUCGCCCCACCAUGGAUGAUGUGGUCUGGGACUUGGAAUAUGCAUUACAGCUUCAGCAAACAGCAAUUCGGAGAGAACCACAUGAGGACAGCACAGUCGAUGGUUUACCAGGAUUGGCAUUGCCCAAUGUACAGCGGUUGCCUUCAUGUAGCAUUACGAUGGAUGGAAGUGAUAUGCUGUUAUGAUGGAUGAUGGCUCCUACGUUAAAGCAUGUGAUGUUUUUUCCCAUUUGAAAAUCGGUGACGCCAGAUAAUGAAACUUGGUCUUUCUGGUCUAGUAAUAACGCAACUUUUAAGUUACUUUAAGCCUUUACAAGUUUGUUAGGUAUGCCUUUGUGAAGUCAAUUUUGAACUUUGGGUGUUGCUAGCAGUGCCUCUGAUUCGAACAUGUUUUAGGAGAUCCUAGUUGAUUUCCUCAAUAUUGCUGAUA
Molecule: messenger RNA, 2538 nt
Organism: Juglans regia (Persian walnut)
Lineage: Eukaryota; Viridiplantae; Streptophyta; Magnoliopsida; Fagales; Juglandaceae
Product: probable receptor-like protein kinase At2g23200
Exons: 2
Coding region: 123-2294 (723 amino acids)
Biological process (GO): protein autophosphorylation
Cellular component (GO): plasma membrane; plasmodesma
Molecular function (GO): transmembrane receptor protein tyrosine kinase activity; ATP binding
Source: RefSeq, a predicted model, not a curated record